AUGACCGAGGUGCCACCAACGGCCACCUCGCAGAGAGGCUCUCAUCGAGGAAGAGGGUGGCGCGGAAGUCGGUUCAGAAGAGGCCGUCAGCAUGGACCAAGGCGAUCAGAUCCUCCGGCCGAGGGAAGUCAGCCUGUACAGCCAGCACAGCCAGCACAGCCAGAGCCGGCCGUGAGUUCUCGUGAGCCAGUCGCUACCGCCAGUCAGGCUGUAGAUGUGGCUCCACGCUUAGAUCCCCAGCCAGGGAGGGGAAGCGGUGGAAGGGGGAGGCGCGGCGGAGGGAGACGUGGGACCGGUCAACGUUCGAUCGUGGUAUCGCAUCGGGGCGGGCGAGGGCCACACCCCGUGCCAGGCUCCGGGGGCAGCGGUCCGUCUGGGCCUGGGCUUAGCGCCGCUGCUCCCGAGUUUGUUCCUGGUCAACCCGUUUCUAUUUCUUCCUUGGGGCCCGAAACUGCGUCGCAGGUUUUGCCCAAGUCCACAGCAGAGGACCUGCCAACACGGAUUCACGAAGACAUUGACCACCGUCAGUACGAGUGUGUCAUAUGCACAAACGAAGUGCUGCGAAACUCCAAGGUGUGGUCCUGCUCAGUCUGCUGGACUGUGACCCACCUCCACUGUGUGAAGAAAUGGCACACGAACCAAAUGAAGGAGCGGCGAGAAAACCCGGGCCCAAAUCAGCCAGAGGGCUGGCGGUGUCCAGGUUGCAACUCGACGUUACACGAGGAGCCUGGGCCCUAUCGUUGUUGGUGCGGCAAGGACGUCGACCCAAAACCCAUUGCUGGUCUUCCUCCCCACACAUGCGGACAGACAUGUUCGAAGCCUCGGGCCACAUGUCCGCACCAAUGCUCCUUGAUGUGUCACGCAGGGCCUUGCCCGCCUUGCACACUUAUGGGCCCGACUCAGACUUGCUUCUGCGGCAAGAAUACGUUCACCAAGCGGUGCAGCGAGACGGACUACGCAAAGGGUUGGAGCUGCGGGGAACCCUGCGGCGAUCUGCUUCCGUGCGGAGAGCACUACUGCACACAGACGUGCCAUGCCGGGCUGUGUGGUUCCUGUGAGGUACCUGUGUGGGCUACCUGCUAUUGCGGAAAGGAAUCGCGAGAGAUAUCCUGCAGCCAGCGCAACGAUAUCCUGGAAUCUUUCAACUAUGGUCAAGUCACACCACGGUCAACACCUAGCGGCGAAGAGCAUACCUCAGACGCUUGGUUCGAAGGAUCGUUCCAAUGUGACAAUGUCUGUGGCAGGCCAUUCGACUGCGGACACCAUACCUGCCAGAAGCCCUGUCACGUUCAAGAUGAAGGCGCCGCUCAUUGCCCUUUGUCUCCUGAUGUGGUCACCCACUGCCCAUGCGGCAAGACCUCGCUCGACUCGAUGCCCUUGGAACCAAGGAAAUCAUGUCAGGACCCUGUCCCACACUGCAAGAAGCCAUGCAAUAAGGUUCUGGCCUGCGGCCAUCUAUGCCCGGACGAAUGCCAUAUUGGCCCCUGCGCGCCCUGUACUCAGUACGCCGACAUCUCGUGCCGAUGCGGAAGGACAACGGUCCGGUCUGUUUGCCACCAAGGCAACGUCUCCCAUCCCUUGUGUUUCCGCAUCUGUAGAGCCCAGCUCAACUGUGGGCGACACGAGUGUGGAGAGCACUGUUGCCCUGGCGAGAAGGCGGCGGCUGAGCGGCGGAAACAAAAGAGGAGUGUCAACGAGAAUUACGAACCUGAGCAUAUCUGCUUGCAGGUGUGUGGCCGCCGGCUCAAGUGCGGGAAGCACACGUGCCAGCAGCUCUGCCACAAAGGGCCCUGCAUGUCGUGUCCGGAGGCCAUCUUCGAUGAGAUCAGCUGUGCCUGCGGACGAACUGUGCUUCAGCCGCCCCAACCAUGCGGGACACGGCCCCCCGAGUGUCGAUUCCUCUGCACAAGACCACGCCCGUGUGGUCAUCCGUCGGUCGAGCACCAAUGCCAUCCUGACGACGCAUCUUGUCCAAGAUGUCCCUUCUUGAUGGAGAAACCCUGCAUCUGUGGCAAGAAGGUGCUGAAGAAUCAGCCCUGCUGGUUCGAGGAAGGAAGGUGUGGCCUUCCAUGCGGAAAAAAGCUCAAGUGCGGGAUUCAUGAAUGCGGAAAAUCCUGUCACAAGCCCGGUGAAUGCGAGGACGCUGGAAUCUCCGGGUCACAUUGCUCUCAGCCGUGUGGUAAGGUCCGGAAAUCGUGUGAGCAUACAUGCGCCGACCAGUGCCACGCGCCGUAUCCCUGCAUGGAGGACAAGCCGUGUCAAUCCAAAACGUUCAUUACCUGCCCUUGUCAGCACCGGAAGCAGGAGGUUCGAUGCCAGGCUACGCUACUUAACCCGUUCCCCACGAAAGAGUCUACUCUCAAAUGCGACGACGAAUGCCUGCGGCUUCAACGCAACCGCAAGUUAGCCGAAGCCUUGAAUAUAGAUCCCGCAACGCAUACCGACGACCAUAUUCCCUAUUCUGACACCACUCUCCGACGGUUUCGGGAGAACGUCAGUUGGGCACAGGAGCAAGAACGUCAGCUCCGCCUUUUUGCUGCCGACCCAGAGGAGAAGCGAAUCAGAUUCAAACCUAUGCCGUCCCACCAGCGCGCGUUCAUACAUGCUCUUGCCGAAGAUUUUGGCCUAGAAACAGAGAGUCAAGAUCCGGAACCACAUCGGCAUGUGUGUGUCUUUAAGACCCCGCGGUUUGUUUCCGCCCCGCAGAAAACGCUGGCGCAAUGCAUCCGAAUAGCCAACACAGCGGCGAAGCUCGGCACCGGCACAUCCACUGUGAAAUCCGCACAGGCUACACCCGCUCAGAAACCGCAGCCACCCUCCUUCAACGCGCUGCUGCUCAAAGACCCCCGGUUUGGCCUAACCAUUGACGAGCUAGAAGCCGCUCUUUCGCCCGAGUUAGCGGCCGCCUCCCGCUUUGGCCCAGCCCUAAGCUUCACGACAAGUUUCCUUCCCUCGACGGACGAGAUUGUCAUCAAGGCUACGCCUAACCUGACGGCGGCAGCUGUUGCCACCUCGCUUGCUUCGACCCCGCAAGCCGUUGAAGCUGUCCUGAACAAGCUCAAAUCCGAAGCCGCAAAGAAGGUCGUAUCGCAGCAGAGGCUUGUAGGCACGGUGGCAUUGUGCCACGUCGAUGCGUCGGGGGCCAUUACCCGCAGGGAAAAAGACACAGGUGCUGCUAACAGUGGGGGUUGGAGCGCGGUUGCCAGUCGUGGUUCAUGGCGGAAAAUAGCGAGCAAGGCGCCCGCGGAGGCUACAGCUGCUGAGCAGCGGGCCCCGAGCGCAUUCGUGGCGUUGAGGAGGCUGGAAGCGAGGAAAAAGAAGGAAGCUACCGCGCCUGUGGAAGAGGACUGGCUGGCUGCGGUUGAGAAGGAGAAAGAGGAGCAGGGAGGAGAAGCUGGGAGCAGCAACGGAUCUGAGAUCGUCGAUACCGCUGGCGAUGGGACUUGGCGUGAAGAAGAACUGACUCAAGACGUGGCACACACAGACCAGAGGCGCCUCGUUCCAGACGGUGAGUAGAUUCUAAAUUGCAAUUAACUCAAGAAAGAGUUCAUAGUUUUGCCAAGCAUAUUGAGAGUAGCAGCAGCAACACUCUACGCGCAUUAUCAAAUGUCUGUCCACCGCCAGGCAAAGUCCGUCUACCGGGUUGUCGUCCCAUCUCUGCAGUAGCCUUCCCUUCCCUGCUCCGGUUCCAGCGUCGUGAGUGUCAUUAGCGUCAUAACCGUCAUAAAAAAAAGCAAGUGAUUAGUGAGAUUAGUGAGAAGGAGAAGAAGAAGGAGGAGCGGGGCCGGCCGCGGCCGUGGCACCCUGUUCCUCGGCGUCCCCGCCGCCCUUCUGCCCCUUGGGCUCGGUCAGCCCGUCGCCGAGGUUGAGCUCCUGCAUGACCUCGACGGCGAGCUCGUUCUCCCCGCGCAUCCUGUCUUCUUCUUCGCGUCGCCGUCGUUCCUCUUCUCGGUCGCCAUCUGCCGCCGCCACCGCCACAUCUUCCGCCUUCGUAUCUUCCUUCGUAUCUUCCGCCUUCGUAUCUUCCUUCGUAUCUUCCGCCUUCGUAUCUUCCUUCGUAUCUUCCGCCUUCGUAUCUUCCUUCGUAUCUUCCGCCUUCGUAUCUUCCGCCUCUUCUUUCUCCCUCGCAGGUUGCUCCACGCCCCGUUCGGCGGCCUUGGCCGGCGCGGGCACAACCAGCCCGUCCUCCCCGGCCGCCUUCUCCCCGUCGUGCACGUGCAGGUGCCCGUGUGCGAGCAUGUGGCCGUGCUUCUUGACCCGCUCGAUGGCGCCGCCGGCCUUUUUGCGCGCCUUGACAUACAUCUCGAGGCCGACGAGCACGGCGUAGCUCUUGCUGACCCUCACGUGGCUCAUAUCGACGCCGGCCUCCUUGAGGGACUUGACGAAGGCGCGGAAGUUGCUCGCGGGCGGCCGGUAAUGGCCCGACAGCGGGGAGAGGCUGGUCAGGCGGCCGUCCUUGAUGCGGAUCAGGCCGGCGGCGGAGAUGCGGCUGCCCUGGAGAAAGGACGAGUGCUGGAAGGCGCCGCUGUUCUUGAUGCCGACGUAAAGGCGGAAUGAGGUGUCGGCGACAAAGAUCCAGGUGUUUUUGCGGACGGUCUUGCGGAGGAGCUUGUUGAAGAUGGUGGCGCCAGAGAGGUGAUGAGAGAUCUUUUUCUUGGGGGAAAGGGAGGUUGUGGAGCAGGCGUAACGAUUUGCGUUCGCCGAGGCAAUGGAGGAGUCGGCGGAGGAGGAAGAGGAGGAGGAGGAGGAGGAUGUUGAUGCUGACAAUGAGGAGGAGGCGGUGGAGGGCCGGGAGGAUAGGGAGGAGUUGGUGGUCGUGGCGCCGAGAAAGGCGGUUUGGUUUUCCGAGGGAGGCUUGUAGGGAGGGGUAGGGUCGUCGCAGGGCACGAUGCCGUGGAUCGAGUCCUUCCACUUCUCGGUUGUAUCGAUGCGCGCGCCGUUCUUGGCCCAGCAAAGGCGGCCUUCGUCGUCGACCUUGACGAGGUAGUACUGGCGCUCUUCGCGCGAGAGGUAGCGGACCUGUUCGCGUUCGAGGACCUCGCGCGGGCAGGCUUCGAUGUCGAGGUCCUUUCCCUCGCCGUAGUCGAGCCAAUAGAAGAAAUUCUCGUUGGUGUCGGCGCGCUUCCAUACUUCGUGGUACACACGCAGGUUGGCGCCGUAGCGAUGCUUGAGGUCGACCAUCUCGAGGAAGUAUUGCAAGCCCAUCAUCCUGGCUUCCUGCUUGCGGCGAGCUUUGGCCUCCUUCUUUCGCUUGCGUUCCGCCUUCUUGAGCUCCUCGGAUUUCUUGUGGCGGCCGGCACCGGAGUCGGACGAGGACGAGGAAGAGGAGGAGGAGGAGGAGGAGCUGCUGGUCGAAGAUGAAUCGUCAUCCAAGUCGCCCCCGG
Messenger RNA from Thermothelomyces thermophilus ATCC 42464, 5384 nucleotides. RefSeq lists its product as uncharacterized. Gene Ontology annotation, cellular component: nucleus. The record is from RefSeq and is a predicted model, not a curated record. Gene Ontology annotation, molecular function: DNA-binding transcription factor activity, RNA polymerase II-specific; RNA polymerase II transcription regulatory region sequence-specific DNA binding; zinc ion binding. Gene Ontology annotation, biological process: negative regulation of transcription by RNA polymerase II. NCBI's taxonomy places the organism in Eukaryota, Fungi, Ascomycota, Sordariomycetes, Sordariales, Chaetomiaceae. The transcript has 4 exons. Bases 1 to 3516 code for a protein of 1171 amino acids.